CCCGGUGGCGGCGGCGAGGUAGCUCAUCAGAAUCUGCUGAAUUCCGGCGAAAAUGGGUCUCCGUUAACAUCCGGUGAGAGUAGGAAGAGAUCCUCGCCGGCCAGAAAGGGUGGGAGAGGUUGCUACCAAAGAAGGAAGGGUGCAGAGACAUGGAUCACAUUUUCCUGCACCACAGAUGAUAAUCAUGCAUGGAGGAAGUACGGACAAAAGGAAAUCCAGAAUUCAAAAUUCCCUAGGAGUUACUUCAGGUGCAGUCACAUUAAAUAUGAUCAAGGUUGCAAAGAAACCAAACAGGUGCAGCUGACACAACAGAAUCCUGAUAUGUACCAAACUAUGUACAUUGGCAUUCACACAUUUGGUCACAGAUUCUAGUACUUGGGAAUCCUCUCUUCUGAAUUCUGAUCCUGACUCAAAGAUACCAAAUGAACAGGAUCACCAUAUUAGCUCACCAAGCCUGACUAUAAAACAAAAAUAUCCCAAAAAACACAAUUCGAGUGAUGUUACGGAUCGCAAGUUGGAUCCUAGCCUGUUGUCGGAUUUGGAGGAUUUUGAACCCUCCAAGCCUGUCAUUAUGCCUUUAAAAAUGGAAUAUGCAGAUUCAUGUGCAGUUUCUCAACAUUUGGACAAAGAUUUCGGGGUGGAGUCUGUCCAUUUUGGCACUGACUUCCUCUUUGAUGAGAAUCAGUUGCUUUCAUGCUUUGAUUAGAUUCCUGAGAUUAAUUGUUUAGAUUAGGAUUUUGAUCAUCUCAUUUUUCUUAAUAACAUGAUUGUAUUGUGUUUUGAGAGAGAGAGAAAAAAAACACAGUUUGUGUGUGUAGGGACUAAAGUUACCCGUGCAAGGGUUCGUCCUUCAUUAACAAAAAACACACUUUCAUGUUUUUAUGAAAAAUGAAAGGAUACAAAUCCUAUAAAUUUAGAUAUUCGGUUUUUGUUUUUCUCAGUUUCCUCUUCUAUGAAAGA
Molecule: messenger RNA, 960 nt
Organism: Gastrolobium bilobum
Lineage: Eukaryota; Viridiplantae; Streptophyta; Magnoliopsida; Fabales; Fabaceae
Product: probable WRKY transcription factor 70
Exons: 3
Biological process (GO): regulation of DNA-templated transcription
Molecular function (GO): DNA-binding transcription factor activity; sequence-specific DNA binding
Source: RefSeq, a predicted model, not a curated record